Gongylonema pulchrum is the source of this 492-nucleotide messenger RNA. The record is from the annotation of a GenBank genome assembly. NCBI's taxonomy places the organism in Eukaryota, Metazoa, Nematoda, Chromadorea, Rhabditida, Gongylonematidae.
AUGGCAGCUCGAUGUCGACGGCGACGAGCAGUUUUUGACGACGCGAUUGCUCCUGCUACUGCUCUGGGACGACAGGAUGUCGCGCAGGGCAGCGCUACCCGAGGUCCAGAUGGUGGACGUCGGUCGGGCGCUGCCGCAAUCUCCCAAGAAGGAACAGGAAGUAGCGGGUCACAAGAAGCAGCAGCGCACAGUGCUAUAUGCUUAAAAGUGGUUACUGUUGGUGGGGAUGGUGAAUUGUGGUUUUUUAAUGGGCUAAGGAUGUUCCGAAGAACGAAAUUAUUGUUUGAUUUAUAUGGAUUUGAUGGAGUCGAGGGAGAUGAAGCAAGUGAGCCAGGUAUAACUGUUUUUAUUGCCUCCACAGGCUGUAGCAGAGCAGGCCCGAUGAUCGAUGAAGUGGAUGAACAAGGUUUUGGAUACGAGCAGCCGCCCCGUACAUGCGAUCUGCUCGACAUGGAAUGGAGACGGGGCGGCGGACAAUUCGGAGUUCGAUGA